UCUUUACGCCUCAUUAGUUCAUUAGAUCAGAUAAAAAAUUAUUCCAAAGAAUUUGCAUGUUAAAUAAUGCGUGCUAAAGAAUGAUAAUCGGUAACUGGUUCAGUUUUUUGAGAACAGAAUUGAUUAUGAUUAUGAUUAGAGAAGCGCUGACUAAGAAUAUAUCAGCGUUUUCUUGAUAUCGAUCACUCGACAAAAUCCACUAAAAAGUUGUAAGAACUUCGUGGAAAGAGAAAUAACUUUUCGAGUGAUAAUACAGAAGGGAGAACUUGUCUCGUUUAGAAUCCUCCAGCAUUCCCUCUUUUCCUUUUUCCGAGCUUUUUCGGACAGAAAUAGCCUGUUACACAGCACCGUUCUGUAGAAAAAGUGCUUUUGUGAAACACAACGUUAGCGAAAACCUUUGCUUUAUUUAUACACAGACAAGAUUAUUUGCAUUGCAUGACAUGCGUCAUUUUCGUCAAUUAAAAUUUUCUCAAAAAAUUUGAAUUUCGUUUAAUCCGGUCUCAAAAUUCCGAAGCUUUGAAGGUAAAAAGCCGCCAAAUUGUAGUACUUGAUCAAAUAUCGCGCAAAACUGAGUAACAAAACACCUGAAAGCUCGCGUACAAGAAGGCAGUCGUUGUUGACGAAAAAUCGAAUCGCAUUUUUCCUUGACAACUUUCACAUGUUGACAUGAACGUAAGGGAACGUCUGAAAGAGGCAUAUGAGAGCGUUUCUUUCAGUGCCGAUAGAACCUGGGCAAGCGUGCCAACGGCAUUCCACGCGUGUAACUUGGAUUUGCACUUGACUGAAAAGGUCCUGCAAAGUCAGAAGUUGCAUCGAUUUCGGCCUCGCACCGUCAGAGAGGCGAUUCCGAAGAGCAGAUUGGCUCAGUAUGUGAAUUGCGUCUACAAUGAGUCGAGGGAAAUGUCAUACGCUGCGAACAGUGCCCUUAAUGAAACACUCGCACAGAGUGGAGAACCGACGGAAGCCUGGGAGAUGCCCGAAGUGAGGGAGCUGUACAAGUGGUUCUUGAAACAGCCUGAAGAUGAUUUUUACAGAGUUGACAGACGGUAUGAAUCGCCGUUGCUCAACGUCAAAGGCUUCGAAGACAAGAUUUUGAAAAUACAAAUCACCGAAGACAGAGUUAAAAAUAUCUGGAACAGCGAUUUUUACCAAAUCGGUGAACCCCGCAUUAAAAACGAGCAAAUCAUAGUUAAUUUCUUUACGUCCCCGAUGAGCAACGUGUUUCUUUUCGACAAUGAGACAGGGUAUGACUACGAGUGGUUCCGGCACAUCUCCCUUACCAAAGAUUUUGACCAAUUGGAGCAACUGUCAACCUCAUUUAAGGACCAGAUUAAUUCGAUAGCAAAGUUUAUGAGUAGUAGCAACGAGCCUCCACCUCCAAGCGAGCCAAUCUCAACUGAAAUUUUAUACUCGGAGGUGCUCCAAGGUCUAUCGCCCAGUCGCAAGCUUUUAUCUUCGUUCAAAUGCGAUCACAAUAACAAGGACGAAACGUCGUCAACUAGCCAGGAAAGCUUCACAAACUACACGAUUUUGAACCAGAAAGCGGGGCAAGAAGACGGGAAGCAAGCCAGGCAUUAUAAGCCAAGUCAAGUGGAUUCAGUUCAGCGCAAUACGCGGGCUAGUGUCCACCCUUGCGUGCAACAAGCGUAUUUUUACUCGCCGGCUGUCCAACGGUGGAGUUAUUACCCCACGCAGGUUUUUACGUCCAGUUGGGUUGCACAAAGUCCGGUGGUUAACCGACUUUUCGGGGCUUCACCGGUUACUAUCGCCUCCGAAAGCGAGAACCAGGUGGAAGGGGAGGAGCACCAAGUCUCGACGAGUAUUUCCGAAGAGUUGGAAAUACAAGCCUUGGAGCAGUACAGCAACUCGAACGAGAAUUUUUACCAAGAGUUGGAGAGGCAAGCGGCUGAGCAGUACGCGAACUCGCCCGAAUAAUUUUUUAACCUAAUUGUUAAGCAAUAAAUAGUAGGAAGUAAAAUGUU
This is a messenger RNA of Tribolium castaneum (red flour beetle), 1982 nucleotides long. RefSeq lists its product as uncharacterized. The record is from RefSeq and is a predicted model, not a curated record. The coding region runs from base 667 to 1935 and encodes 422 amino acids. The transcript is spliced from 5 exons. NCBI's taxonomy places the organism in Eukaryota, Metazoa, Arthropoda, Insecta, Coleoptera, Tenebrionidae.